GAGUGGAAGCAAGUAUGUUAAUGAAAAAAGUGUGUUGAUGUGUCAAGACUUUUUUUAAGUGCCAUCUUCCAUUCAUUUACGCUGACAUUCACUCUCAGCCACAAUUCACAUGCCUUCUGCAAGGAUCACUUUUCCAAACAAGACGGCAUUACGUGUGUGGAAGAUGGAUUUCCAUGCAAUUUCUCAGGAUAGGACAAUACACUGAGAGAUUCCUGACACAGUUGUCAUAACUUCCUGUUGGCCACCUGACUUAAACUCAAUAGUUACUUUAUGUUUGCUCGUCUUUAAGCUAAACUCCCUCCCAGCUCACUUUCCCCUCUGCCUGAAAACAACUAGUCGGCUUUGGAAUGGCUUGUCAGCUAGCUGGAAUACAAACGUAAUAACAAGUAAAGAUUCAAGUAUUUAUGGAGUACCGUUGGGGAAGGGUGGUGGGUACUGACGGGGUGCGGGCUAUGAUGGAGUCGGCCCUCACAGCAAGAGAUCGAGUGGGUGUGCAGGACUUUGUCCUGCUGGAGAACUACAUGAGCGAAGCUGCUUUCAUAGAGAACCUUCGGAAACGCUUCAAAGAGAACCUCAUCUAUACUUACAUUGGUUCAGUGCUGGUGUCGGUUAACCCAUAUAGAGACCUGGAGAUCUACACUAAGAACCACAUGGAGCGAUACCGUGGGGUUAACUUCUAUGAGGUCUCACCACACAUAUAUGCAGUGGCCGACAACUCGUACCGUUCUAUGAGGACCGAGAGGAAAGACCAGUGCAUCCUAAUUUCUGGCGAGAGUGGCGCUGGUAAGACCGAAGCAUCGAAAAAGAUCCUGCAAUACUACGCUGUGACCUGUCCAGCCAGCGAGCAGGUGCAGACCAUCAAAGAUCGCCUCCUGCAGUCCAACCCAGUGCUCGAGGCCUUUGGUAAUGCCAAAACGUUGCGAAACGACAAUUCCAGUCGCUUUGGCAAGUACAUGGAUAUCCAGUUCGACUUCAAGGGCGCCCCGGUGGGAGGUCACAUCAUUAAUUACCUGCUGGAGAAGUCACGUGUGGUUCACCAGAACCACGGCGAGAGGAACUUUCACAUUUUCUAUCAGCUGAUUGAGGGAGGCGAGGAAGACAUGCUUAGACAUCUCGGCUUAGAGAGGAAUCCUCAGCAGUACCAGUAUCUGGUCAAAGGGAACUGUCCCAAAGUGAGCUCCAUCAAUGACCGCAGUGAUUGGAAAGUGGUGAGGAAGGCGUUGACUGUGAUUGGAUUUAAAGAACACGAGGUUGAGGAGUUGUUGAACAUAAUUGCAAGCGUGCUUCACUUGGGGAAUGUUCAGUAUGGUGGUGAGGACGGCAUUGCCUGCAUCACUUCUGACACACAGAUCAAGUACUUGGCAAGGUUGUUAGGAGUGAACGGGGGCGUGCUGACGGAGGCACUUACACACAAAAAGAUUAGUGCCAAGGGAGAGGAGCUGAUCAGCCCUCUGAACCUGGAACAAGCUUCCUCAGCUCGGGAUGCUUUGUCAAAAGCAGUGUAUGGGCGCACUUUCACCUGGCUUGUCAACAAAAUCAACACUUCACUGGCAUACACGGAUGACUCUUAUAAGCACUACUCUGUCAUUGGGCUGCUGGACAUUUAUGGUUUUGAAGUCUUCCAGCAUAACAGCUUUGAGCAGUUCUGCAUCAACUACUGUAAUGAAAAGUUGCAGCAGCUCUUCAUUGAGCUUACGCUCAAGUCGGAGCAGGAGGAGUAUGAAGCCGAAGGCAUCACGUGGGAACCGGUGCAGUACUUCAACAACAAGAUCAUCUGUGACCUGGUGGAGGAAAAGUUUAAAGGCAUCAUAUCCAUUCUGGAUGAAGAGUGUCUGAGACCUGGAGAUGCCAGUGACAUCACCUUCCUAGAGAAGCUGGAGAACACCGUGGGGGGCCAUCCACACUUUGUCACUCACAAGCUUGCUGAUGGAAAGACGCGGAAGAUAAUGGGUCGUGAUGAAUUCCGACUGCUGCAUUACGCUGGAGAGGUCAACUACAAUGUCAAUGGUUUUCUGGACAAGAACAAUGACUUGCUCUUCAGGAACCUAAAAGAGGUUAUGUGCAUGUCUGAGAACAAGAUCCUGAACCAGUGUUUCAACAGAGAUGAGCUGAGUGACAAGAAACGUCCAGACACGGCAGCAACCCAGUUCAAGGCCAGCCUGGCGAAACUCAUGGAGAUCCUCAUGUCCAAGGAACCGUCAUAUGUUCGCUGCAUCAAGCCCAAUGACUCCAAGCAAGCAAGUCGCUUUGACGAUGUUCUGAUCCGUCACCAGGUCAAGUAUCUGGGACUGAUGGAGAAUCUGAGAGUGAGGCGAGCCGGCUUUGCUUACAGACGACGCUAUGAGGUUUUCUUGCAGAGGUACAAGUCCCUGUGCCCAGAGACUUGGCCAAACUGGAAGGGCAAAUUGUCAGAUGGAGUUGCUGUGUUGGUCAAGCAUCUGGGCUACAAGCCUGAGGACUACAAGCUGGGCAGAUCAAAACUUUUCAUCCGUUUCCCGAAGACCUUAUUUGCCACUGAGGAGGCCCUCGAGACCAGGAAGCAUAGUCUCGCUACCAUAUUGCAGUCAGAAUGGAGGGGCUACAGCCAGCGGUCCAAGUACCAAAAACUUAGAACUUCAGUUAUUGCCAUUCAAGCAUGGUGGAGGGGGAUCUUAGCCAGGAGGAGGGCCAAACGCAGGCGGCAGGCUGCUGACACUAUCCGCAGGUUUAUCAAAGGCUUCAUUUACCGGCACAAGGAGCGCUGUCCGGAGAAUGAGUAUUUCCUGGAUUACGUGCGCUAUUCCUUCCUCAUGAAUUUACGCAGAAACCUGCCAAAGAACGUUCUGGACAAAAGCUGGCCGACGCCACCAGCAGCUCUUACAGAGGCGUCUGAACAUUUGCGCAAGCUCUGCAUGCAGAACAUGGUUUGGAUCUACUGCAAGAAGAUCAGCCCUGAAUGGAAACACCAGAUGGAGCAAAAGGUGAUCGCAAGUGAGAUAUUUAAGGAAAAAAAAGACAACUAUCCACAAAGUGUGCCCAAACUGUUUGUCAGCACUAGACUGGAUGGUGAGAACAUAAAUCCCAAGGUCCUGCAGACACUAGGAAACGAAAAGUUGAAGUAUGCAGUGCCAGUCACUAAAUACGACAGGAAGGGCUACAAGGCCCGUCCACGCCAGCUGCUUCUCACGGCAAACUGUGCCGUUAUUGUAGAAGAUGCCAAGCUCAAGCAACGCAUUGACUACGAUGCUCUGAAAGGUAUCUCGGUCAGCUCUCUCAGCGAUGGCCUAUUUGUUCUGCACGUGCCCAGUGAUGACAACAAACAGAAGGGAGAUGUGGUUCUACAAAGCGACCACGUGAUUGAGACCUUGACCAAGAUCGCCAUAUGUGCUGACAAAGUAAACAGCAUCAACAUCAACCAGGGCAGUAUAAAAUUCACAGUGGGCCAAGGAAAAGAAGGGUUCAUUGACUUCAUACCUGGAUCAGAGCUACUGGUGGCCAAGGCUAAGAAUGGGCACCUAUCUGUGACGGCUCCAAGAUUGAACUCCAGAUGAUGAUCCAGAUCCUCUGAUAUUGAAUGCACACACACAAACACAAACACACACACACACAUACACAGACGCAAUGUACUCUUCUAUCUUUGAAUCACUUGACCUCAAGCCCUCCUCUGCUUUAGCCAAUCAGGUGCCAGCUUAUCAUCAUGUUGUGGGGGCGUUGGCUUCCAAUUUCAAAAUAAACGAUCCAGCAAUAUUAAUUGAUAUAUUUAUGUUUAUAUGUUCUACUUUGGGGGAUUAAUAUUGUUGGAAGAUUGUCAUUUUAGAAGUAAGGCCAAGGAAUAUCAGCUAUGUGUUUUUCUAGUAACGUUUGUGUUUAUAAGUGAUUUAUUUGGGAACAGAAGCAAACAACGAGAGAAGAAAAGGGGUCAUCGUGGAGAAAUCAGGAUGUUAUAUAUUUUUCCUGCUCUUUUUCUUUUAUUACUCUCUUGUCAGUGGUUUUCAUAGUAGGUUUGAAAGUCUGAUUUUGCAUGUGGACAAAGAGUUGAAGGGAUGGUAAACAACUCCAAUAACAGGCAGUUAGCUUUGAGUGAUGGACAUACUACUGUACUCGUCAUGUGUACUACUUUUAAACAAAAGGAGCAGCAAAUGAAAAACUUUUAAUGUGUGAAGAGGAGGGGAGCCGGACGCUCAGGGGAUUGUCAGACAGCUGUUUCUCACCUUGUGCUUGUGCCUUUCCCAUUAACUCAUAUAUUUGUAAUGACAAUGUGUCAGCAUUGCUCACUCUGGUGAAUGGCACCUCCUCCAUCCUUCCCAACGCCUUCUCUGCUUCGAUUCUUGUGCCUCCUCUCUAAUUUGUAUAACCUGACUGGUCUUUGUAGCUUGUGACGGGUUUACAGCUACUUUUGUGUUUUAUGCCGCUGUGCCUCUAAAAGACAAAAACUCACAACUUAUAGCUGUUCAUUGAAAAUGUGUGUGGGUUUUAUGUUAGGUGGCUAAUUCAAGCGGAAAUUGACGUAAAGGCCGAAUGAUUUUAAGCCACUUCACUUAGGCUUAUUUAAUGUUAACUUUGUGUUGUUUUGUUGCUGUUUAAUUGGCUUGGAAAUUAUCAUUACUGUCAGAUGGCUUUUGCAUAAUGCCCACAAUUUUCUAACCCAAGUGUUCAAACCAGCAUGUCACCAGCAAUAUUGUAACUUUAAGCCCAACGUUUUUUCAUCCAGGGCCAAAAUUCAAGGUUCAAGGGAAUUUUAAUUUGAACAAUAAUGAAAAAUUAGGCAUGGGCUGAUGAGAUAACAGCGCAAAAUCGGUAUCAUGGUUUUAAAAUUACAUUUCUAAAAUUACCUUAUUUGAAAUAUAUAGGUAAGUAAAGACAACAUUUUGUCACAUUUUGAACACCGUGUAUUUUAUUUUUUAAACAGAAUAGAGAAUAUUUAUACUUUAAGAAACUUUUAUCAUAUAUAUACACUCCUUGACUUUUUAAAACCAUGGUAAACAGGUAAUUGACCUAUGCCUAAUAAAAAAAACUAAAUUAUUUUCAUUUUAGCAUUUGAUGAAAACUUCCAUGUCCAUAAUAUUCACACUCCAUCAAUUCAUGCAAGUCGAAUGAUUUACGAUAUCCUAAAAGUCACUGCAAACCUUUAGAAGGAUGACAUAAAUUAAAUGGAGGAUUACGAAUAAAUCAAGUGUAAGAAUAAUAGAACAAUGAAAUUUAUAUAUUUUUAAUAUGUCUAAUAAAACUGGUGACUGACUGUGGUUGACCUCAGAGCAGGCAGUUUAGAUUCAGCUCCCACUCAUGACAUGCGCUGUGAGCGAUUGGAGAGCAUUUACAAUGUAGCCUGGGUGUAAAUAAUUUUGGGCUUAACUGUAAACAGUGCCUGACUUUUAUGAAACAUGUAAUGAUUUAUCUUUUGUAAAAACAAUGAAUGAGACAGGUGUGACAAAUGAUGUUUAGGAAGUGAUGCCAAACAGAAUGACAUUUUAUAUCGACUGGCUUUGCUUCACUUUACCUAUGAUCUUUAAUCUAAGAGGACCCAAUGUCAGCCGAAUAUUAAAAUAGGUUGAUUUUAUGAAAAUUUGGGCAAGGGUGAGGUCCCACACAGAAAUAUUUACACGUAUACAGAAAAUAUUCUAAUAUAUACUGUAUGUAGCAGCAAUUCCUAUGAUAGAGCAGUUAUGAAAAUUGAUGUGUAAUUGAAACUCAGCCAAAUCCCGAUUGCCGGGGAGAAGCUUUGAACCUCAUUUUGAAAGGGUCCCUCAAAUGGUUCCCAAUGGUUAUUUUUGCAGACUUCACUCCGAGGCGGGUGCAAUAUGCCAAGACUGCUGCUUCACUUAAAAGCCAAAGAACCAUUAUGAUCAUUAUCUGUAAUUUUGAAUAGUUUUUGUUAAUUGUUUUGAUCUGAUUUGAUUUCAGGAGGGAGACUUGUACAGUUUGUGUUCUGCUAUAAAUGAAAUGUCCAAACCGAGUUUGAUGAUUUAAAAACAUUUUUGGGGGCAAAAUUCAUAGAAUUGCUGAAUGUGGCUUGUUGCAUAGCAAUAUUAAGAGACUUAUGAGUCGUACAACCUUUUCUGUUAAGUCUGCCAGAGCAACAUUUUAUUGUUGUUUUACUAUUUUGCAAAAAAGCCAUGUGAUAAUUGAUACCAAAUCCUAAUGUUUUUUUUUUUGAAGAUACAUUUUGUCAGCUCUAUUACAGUAUGAUCUAAACUAAUGUAUAAUUAUGCCAGCACACUAAGAAACAUACCAUACUAAAGAUGUGUUGAAUAAAUUUGACAUGUACA
Messenger RNA from Syngnathus acus (greater pipefish), 6245 nucleotides. Its product is annotated as unconventional myosin-Ic-like. The transcript has 32 exons. Lineage: Eukaryota; Metazoa; Chordata; Actinopteri; Syngnathiformes; Syngnathidae. Gene Ontology annotation, cellular component: plasma membrane; cytoplasm; myosin complex. The coding region runs from base 405 to 3530 and encodes 1041 amino acids. The record is from RefSeq and is a predicted model, not a curated record. Gene Ontology annotation, molecular function: ATP binding; actin filament binding; microfilament motor activity. Gene Ontology annotation, biological process: actin filament organization; vesicle transport along actin filament.